Molecule: messenger RNA, 816 nt
Organism: Phlebotomus papatasi
Lineage: Eukaryota; Metazoa; Arthropoda; Insecta; Diptera; Psychodidae
Exons: 3
Coding region: 105-758 (217 amino acids)
Source: RefSeq, a predicted model, not a curated record
UUUGCUACAGUUCACGAUAGUGUCAAGUGUUUUCAGUUUAGUUGGUACUGUGAUAUCAUUGAGGUGAUCUCUUUAAAAGCAAUAUUUGUGAUAUUUCACCGACAAUGGAAAAUAUUUUAAAUAGAUACGCAAUAUUGUUGAUUGUCUGCAUAUCUGGAUUCUUGAACUUCUGCAAUUGUUUGUCAAACAAUGGAAGUUUAGUAAUUGAAGACACUAAAUCACAGAAGAUUCUAUCGAGAAGCAAACGAUACUUGGUGUUCCCCGAGGGAUCGAGUUUCUCUGCUGCUACUUGCUUCACAAUUGGCAUAAUUGGAAAUCCCAGUGAUCAGUUUAUCAGUUGGGCUCUCAAUUGGGGUGUUGCUUAUGAAUUGCCAACCAAUCAGUCGUACUUUGUUGGCCUUAGUCCAGUAAUUGCCCGUAGAUUUCGGAGAGAUUUGUACGGUAAACUGGAAUUGGCGAUGGAUGACAUGGGAUACAAUGGUAAGAGCUGCGUACUUAAAGCUCUCUGUCAAAGUCAUCAGUAUUUCAAUCGACAAGGAUCAAAUAUGAUUGAGGAGAUACUUAGGACGAUUUUUAGUCUGCCAAAACAGAAAGUAUUUUCUUUUGAGCAUCGUGACCUCAAUGACUACGAUCUUGCCCAUCGACAGGGAAGGAAGAAGUCCAAUUGUGAAGAAUUGUAUCCUAAUUGUGGAUUUUCCCUUUUGGAUUUAGCUCUGGGACGAUACAGUAAACCACCGCAGGAUUUCAAUUUUAUGUAAAAAUUUGUGCAAAUGAUGCCGUGUUAUGUAGAGUAAUAAAGGAGUAAUUUAUUAUUAA